Messenger RNA from Saccharomyces cerevisiae S288C, 1236 nucleotides. RefSeq names its product Ent5p (gene ENT5). NCBI's taxonomy places the organism in Eukaryota, Fungi, Ascomycota, Saccharomycetes, Saccharomycetales, Saccharomycetaceae. Gene Ontology annotation, cellular component: cytosol; endosome membrane; cytoplasm. The transcript has a single exon. The record is from RefSeq and is marked reviewed. Bases 1 to 1236 code for a protein of 411 amino acids.
AUGGACUCAUUAUCAAAAAAGAUUCAAAAUUUAGGUAUCCAUGAUAUUAGAAAUGCCGCAAGGUUUGCCCAAAACGUGAUAGUCCAAUAUGAGCCUUAUCAGAUAGAUAUCCGUCGUGCUACAAAUACCGAUGCUUGGGGCCCCACACCGAAGCACCUCGCCAAGGUUUUAAGGAACAGAUACCAAGUGCCGCUCUACUUGAUGACAGAAUACACGUUGAAAAGAUUAGUCGACCAUAUCGCUACCAGGCCCAAGAACCUAUACGAAAAGGCAAGAAAGGACUACGUUAAUUAUGGGUCCGAAUGGAGGGUGGUCUUAAAAUGUCUAGUAGUCAUUGAAUUCCUAUUAUUGAACGUCGACACAGGUGACGAACUGAAUCAGAUUAGAUCAUGUUUGCUCACUCAUAAGCAUAUUUUAACCAGGGAGAUUGCCCAAUUCAAGGUAAAAUUCUCCAAUGAUGGUAAAAUGGAGAUUCAUGAGAGAGGUAUUAGGAAAAAGGGAGAACUUAUCUUGCAAUACUUGGAAGACUCACAAUUUUUGAAAAAGGAAAGAGCCAAGAAUAAGAAGAAUGCCUUGAAAAUUCGACAGCAAGGAGAAUCCUCCAUUUAUAAUGCCAACCAGAUUUCAACGUCUGCAAGUUACGAUAACAUCGACGACGAUGAAUUUGAUGCAGAUGCAGAUGGCUUUGACAGUGAAAUGGAUGCUAAUAAUGUGACCAACUUCAAUGUUCCUGUGGAAACAGAAGCAAAUUCGAAUACUCGCAGGCGUUCUCAUAUGGAAGAACAAAGAAGACAAAGAAGGGAGAUAUUAAGAGAGCAGAUCAAAAAUAAAGAACAGCAGAGGAAAAGAAAGCAACAACAAGAUAGCAUCCCUGACUUAAUCGAUCUUGACGAUAGUACUAGCACCACGAAUAAUAUAACAAUAGACAAUGGUAAUAAUGACAACAAAAACAAUAAUAUCAACAGCAAUAGUGAUGAUGAUGAUGAUGAGUUUGGCGACUUCCAAAGCGAAACGAGUCCCGACACAACAGCACCUAAAACUUCCAAUAGUAAAAUAGAUGAUUUGCUUGACUGGGAUGGCCCAAAGUCAGACACAGAUACCACCGCUGCUGCGCAAACAUCAUUGCCCUUUGCGGAGAAAAAACAGCAAAAAGCCCGUCCUCAGGCUACAAAGGACAAGUCGAAGGGAAAUGAUGCAUUUUCCGACUUAUUCUCUUACUCCAAGUCGUUGGUCUAA